Messenger RNA from Parus major (Great Tit), 2784 nucleotides. RefSeq names its product very-long-chain enoyl-CoA reductase-like. Gene Ontology annotation, molecular function: oxidoreductase activity, acting on the CH-CH group of donors. Gene Ontology annotation, biological process: very long-chain fatty acid biosynthetic process. The record is from RefSeq and is a predicted model, not a curated record. The coding region runs from base 25 to 903 and encodes 292 amino acids. NCBI's taxonomy places the organism in Eukaryota, Metazoa, Chordata, Aves, Passeriformes, Paridae. The transcript is spliced from 12 exons.
AGUUUACACAUUAUUGAGCCAACAAUGAUUAAUUAUAAUUUUGUGUCCUUUCAGGUGGAAAUCCUUGACUGGGAGACAAAGAAACAGCUAUGCUUCCUAGAUAAGGUGGAACCAAAUGCUACAAUUAGAGAGAUCAGAUUGAUGUUCCAUAAAUUAUAUCCUCGGUGGUACCCAGCAAGGCAGUCAAUAAAACUUGAUCCAAAAGGAAAGUCCCUGAGGGAUGAAGAAAUCCUGCAGCACCUCCCUGUUGGCACAACAGCUACCUUAUACUUUAAAGAUUUAGGGCCACAGAUAGGAUGGACUACGGUAUUUUUGAUAGAAUAUACAGGUCCAUUGUUCAUCUAUUUUCUGUUUUAUUUCCGCAUGACUUUUGUCUAUGGACUGGAUGAGAGGUUUACAUCAAGUCCACACCCAGUAGUUAACUUGGCAUGUAUCUGCCAUUCUUUCCACUACAUCAAAAGGUUGAUUGAAACAGUAUUUGUUCAUCGGUUCUCCCGUGGGACUAUGCCACUGAGGAAUAUUGUGAAGAACUGCUUAUAUUACUGGGGAUUUGCAGCUUGGCUUGCAUAUUACAUCAAUCAUCCUCUUUACACUCCUCCUUCUUAUGGGAAAAAACAGAUAAAUUUUGCUGUGAUCAUGUUUCUGCUGUGUGAAGCUGGAAAUUUUUCCAUUCAUGUUGCACUCAGUGACCUCCGGAGGAAUGGAUCCAAAACCUGUAAGAUCCCAUAUCCAACAAAGAAUCCUUUCACAUGGCUGUUUUUCUUUGUAUCUUGCCCUAACUAUACAUAUGAGGACAAGGUUAUUUUGAUCAAUAGAGAGAUAAAUGCAAAUGCUGUCACCAGAAAUAUUUUAAAUUUCCUUGGCCAAAACAGGUGGGGACCUGGAUCAGUUUCACUAUCAUGACUCAGUGUGUUCCAGUGGGACUGUUCACCUUGCUUUGCUUCAUUCAGAUGACAAUCUGGGCAAAGGAUAAACACUGCACCUACUUACGAGAAUUCAAGGAUUAUCCAAGUCAUAGAAUGCCAAUUAUUCCCUUUUUGUUGUAAGAAAAGAAGGCUCAAUUUGAAUAUUGCACAGAACUUAAAGAAGAAAAACCUCAUAAAUGUCCUCCCAAAUAAAUGAAUUAAUUAAAAGGAUUUUGGUGCAUGUUGAAUCUCCACUACUAAGGGAAAUUGUAUGCACUUGAAAGCUAGAUUUCUUUACAUUCAAGAAUUCUCAACUCAGAAGCACCUUAAAAAAUAAGGCUUCAUUGCACAGCUGCAAAAAAAGCCCCUGCAGUUCACUGUAACCUGCCUUAGAUUUUUCUGUACUAGUCUGUUUAGAUUGAUGGAUCAGAGAUCCUGAGAAGUCUGUGCUGAAAAGCAGCUCUAAAUUUAGCAGUGGCAUUCUGCAAGACAGAAGUCCAUUGGAAGGAGGACACACCAGCUAGCUACAGAGCUCGGUUCGGCCAGCACGGCCAGCUGGCCUCAGGACAGUUGCAUGAUCUGCCUUCUUUGACUUGAAGAGAGUGUGCUGCCUGGAGGGAGGUGCUUUGUAACUGAUAACAUUACCAAAGAAUAUGAGUGGUUCCUGGAAUAAAGAAAUAGGCAAUAUCUCAAAAACCUGAUCUGGGUCUAAACCCUAAUUUGCCAAAAGAAUCUGAAGUAAGAAGUACUGGUAGUAUUUGUGAAUGUAAUGUCCUGUGCUGGGGUUUUUUAUUUGUUUUUGGUCUUCUUCAUUAGUAAGUUGCAUACUAGUAAAUAAGAUUCAGAAACAAUCUAACCUAUGCCAAAUCUUUGAUAUCUGGUCUGUUUUGAUAUAAUAUCUCCUUAUGAUACGAAUUGACCUUUAACCCAGAAUUUUACAUCAGGCUUAUCUAAGUAGUUUUUAAUACACUUCGUAAAUACAUGAAGUGACUGCUAGUCCUCAGAAUGCUCUUCCUAUUUUCAGAGCCAGGGAGAAAAAUCAGCUUCAUUUCGGACUUCCUGUGUUUUCUUUGUCACUGGAUGUUCUGGACUUAGUUGGGCUUUUUGUAAAUCUAGCUAAAAAAGGCUAUUGAAAUCUAUCUGAAUGACAUUUUAAAGAAGCUAUUUUAGAAUAUAAAGAGAAUGCAUAGAUACUGUUUUGUUUCAUAAUUUAUUUAUCUAUAAUAGAUGUCUAGAAAGAUUUUUGCAGCUAUUUGUAAAGGUGAAAUAUGCAAUAAAUUCUAUUUGAAAACCAGUUGAAAUAAUUAUGGCAAAAAGAGAAGGCUACAGCUGAUUGCUGAAGUUUCACAAUAUUUUGUACAGUACAAAGCAAGAGUGUCCUUAUAAAAAAAACAACUACAUCAAUUGAAGAAAAAUAUAUUUCAAAGCAAAAAUACAUGACCCAGAUUUUAAUUCUGUAUAACAUAUCUUAGAGAAGAUUUCUUGGAAAUUAUUAGAUCUGAUAGAUAACUGAAGCAAUACAUCGUUAUGAAUUUGUUUUCAGUAUUGUUUUUCCACUAGUUAAACUGUGAACCAGAAAAAAAGGGCUAAAUGUCAAAUGAUUUCCCACAGCGUGCAGUGUGGAGUACAAGCAGGUUGAAAUUUUCCUUCUGAGGAGGUAGAAAGUACAUUCCCUAUUCACACUUUACACCCACUUAAUGUCCAGUCACACGAAAGAAGAAAAAUUUGGGCUUGUUUAGUAACAAAGAGAUCUUUCCACGUCUCUAAAAGAACACAAAACUUUUGGCAGAUUUGAACAUACUCUCUUUCUUUUUAAUCUCCAUUUUGACAUUUGGCCUCUAUUUGAGGCAACUUGAAGAUGAGUAUGAGAUCAUUUUAA